AUGGCCCUUACGGCCGAGACUGAAUCCCGUCUGUACCGCUCUCUGCGCGCCGCCGCCGGCGCCGCCGCUCAUCUCGUGGCGCUUGGCUUCCCCACCGCUGUGGCUAUGCUGGCACGGCCCGGAUCCAGCCUCUUCUCCUGGCAUCCGCUACUCAUGACGCUCGCGUUCUCGUUCCUGAUGACGGAAGCCCUGCUGAUAUUUUCUCCCGAGACCUCGCUGCUCCGCUCCUUCUCCCGCAAAGUCAAGGUGCGGGUGCACUGGGCCCUCCAGUUGCUUGCCCUCCUCUGUGCCCUCCUGGGGCUGGGCAUCAUCACCUACAACAAGCAUCUGAAUGGCAAGGCCCACUUCGUCACCUGGCAUGGCCUGACGGGGCUGCUGACUGUGUUGUAUGCUGCUGGGCAGUGCGGGGGGGGUGUGCUCCUGCUGUACCCCAAGCUGAUGAAAAACUGGACACUGGCCAAGCUCAAGCUGUACCAUGCGACCUCAGGGCUUGUGGGCUACCUGCUGGGCUGUGCCAGUCUGAUGCUGGGCAUGUGCUCCCUGUGGUUCACUACCUCAGUGACCAGCAUCUCCUGGUACCUUGCCAUGCUGUGUCCUGUUCUCACUAGCCUGGUUAUCAUGAACCAGGUGAGCAACGCUUACCUGUACCGCAAGCGGAGCCAGCACUGAGGGACUGGCGCAGAUCCAAACUUCCCCUCUGCGAGCCAGUGAGGCCAGGGCUCCCCUGCUCACAGAGGGUUUCCUUGGAACUUGAUUUCUACUCACUCAUCUCUUGAAUUUUGGAUUGUCUGCAGCGUCAGCUAUGGCAACAACAUGCAUGACACCAAGUGGGCAGGAGCUGCCCACUUCCUGCCUGCCUUAGUGGGAAUGUUUCCCAGCACAGGUAAAGCUUCAGGUCCCUGCGGCAGCUUGGUGCUCAGUAUUGGGAACCAGAAGGUUCACUCAGGAUUCCUGCUCCUUUUCCCUUCCCAACCAAGGAUGCUUUGGAGCAGGCAGGACAGGAGCUGUCAUGUUCCUGGUGA
This is a messenger RNA of Indicator indicator, 1022 nucleotides long. RefSeq names its product transmembrane reductase CYB561D2. The coding region runs from base 1 to 669 and encodes 222 amino acids. NCBI's taxonomy places the organism in Eukaryota, Metazoa, Chordata, Aves, Piciformes, Indicatoridae. Gene Ontology annotation, cellular component: endoplasmic reticulum. Gene Ontology annotation, molecular function: transmembrane monodehydroascorbate reductase activity. The record is from RefSeq and is a predicted model, not a curated record. The transcript has 3 exons.